Vigna unguiculata (cowpea) is the source of this 1802-nucleotide messenger RNA. Its product is annotated as ARM repeat superfamily protein. Gene Ontology annotation, molecular function: protein binding. NCBI's taxonomy places the organism in Eukaryota, Viridiplantae, Streptophyta, Magnoliopsida, Fabales, Fabaceae. The record is from RefSeq and is a predicted model, not a curated record.
ACUUAAUAAAUGCAUAAUUUGAGAUCUUGUUUCAUAAUAACAUAAUCCACCAUUACAUUAAAUGGGACAGCACUGUUUUCUGCAUGUGCUCUGUGCUUCCCCUUUAUUUUUAAGUUCGUGGAGCUCUUCUAAUACUCUCAUAGAUUCCUUUUCUCUCUCUGUCUCAAAGUCAGAAACAGAAACUAAGUUGUAUAAGAACCAAACCCCAUACGCGCACUUUUUCAAACUUCAGUAUCUUGAUUUGUUUUCUCCUUCCUCUUAAACAUGUCAACUCCUUCAUCAUCUUCUUCUAUUUGGGUGUUGUCUAACAUAAAGCUUCAGUUCUUUGCUCGCAUCAGACGGUUUCUCCAAUCCAAAGCAACCAGAAAGCGUUUUGAUCCCUCCGAUCGCUUUGACGCGGCUAAGAGCAGAGGUGAACACAACAAGAAGGCUGAAAAUAUUGGAACAGAACAGGUUAUGCAGAAGACUGAAGAGGAGGAGGAAGAAGAAGUCUCUGCGAUCAUGUUGCAGAGAACUGUGAAGAUGCUUCACUUUGGAAGCUGGGAAGAGAAGGAAGUGGCGGCAAAAGAGAUUGAAAAGUUAGCCAAGGAAGAUGUUAACGUCAGAAAGUUGAUAACAGAACUUGGGGUGGUGCCGGUGUUGGUAUCUAUGGCGGCGUCGCCGGUGGCUAGCCGCCGGCGAGCCGCGUUGACGGCGUUGGUCCACCUGGCUGAUGGAACUUACACGAACAAGGCUUUGAUAGUUGAGGCAGGAAUAUUGUGCAAGCUGCCAAAGAAUAUUGACCUUGUAGAUGAAUCAACAAGAAGUAAAUUGGCAGAGUUGCUUUUGUCUCUGUCAUCUCUUGCAAACACUCAGUUCCCUCUUGCUUCGUUAGACUUUCUCCCAUUACUUAGACACAUUUUUGAGACAGACACAUGUUUUGACACCAAACAAUCGUGUUUGAGUGCUUUGUAUAAUCUAUCAACUGUUUUAGAGAAUGCAUCACCUAUGGUUUCAAGCGGGGUGGUCCCUAUCCUCUUGGAAGCGUCCUCGUUAAAAGAAAUUUCAGAGAAAGCACUUGCCACUCUAGGGAACUUGUCAGUGACUUUGAUGGGGAAAAAAGCAAUAGAGAACAGCACAAUGGUCCCAGAAACCUUCAUUGAUAUUUUGUCAUGGGAAGAUAAGCCUAAAUGCCAAGAGUUAUCCGUGUAUAUUUUAAUGAUUCUAGCACAUCAAAGUUCGUUGCAAAGAAAGAAGAUGGCAGAGGCAGGGAUUGUUCCUGUGCUUCUUGAAGUGGUUUUAUUGGGCAGCACUUUGGCUCAAAAGAGAGCAAUGAAACUAUUGCAAUGGUUUAAGGAUGAAAGGCAGACUAAGAUGGGGCCACAUUCUGGUCCACAAACACCAAGAUUUGCGAUGGGGUCACCUGUAAAUCAAAGAGAAGCAAAAGAAGGGAAGAAAAUGAUGAAGAGUUUGGUGAAACAGAGUCUGCACAGGAAUAUGGAAAUAAUAACUCAUAGGGCAAACGCUGCAGGGGAGUCUUCUAAAUUGAAGUCUUUGAUCAUCAGCACAAGUUCCAAGAGUUUGCCUUACUAAGGCUCAUUCUUUUUACACUUUCUUUCCCAUCAAAAUUCGAAGUUGACACAGCUUUAGCAGUUUAGGUUUUCCUCAAAUGUUCUGUUGUUUGGCACCAGCCAUUGACGGCAUCACCUUAUGGGACAAAAACGUGAAAAACUACGGAACGUGAAAAUGUUACCUUGACAUUUCGUGUUACAAAACAACAUUUGUAUAUGUUGACAGAUAUAAAUGAAAAGUUUCCAGUGACA